AUGCAGCGUGUCCUGCAGUACCUCACAGCUUGUGAACCGUUCGCAAGGUCCACUGUUGUGCGCCCCCCUGCAUUCCCUGAGCCUCCCCUCUUACCUGCCCUUCCCAAGCCUAAGUGGCUGUUGGCCGUGUAUGCCAGAGAUGUUCUUGGGCGACUUCAUGAGGUGAAGGCCAAAAUAACCUCCGUCUUUGGCUCUGUCCUCAAGAUGGACUCCACAAAAAAGGUGACAAAGAAACUUGCCGGUGCMGCUGCAGGUACAGCUGCCUGGUGCACCAAUGUGGGGAAUGAGCACGGUCAGGUUCUUAUCUCGGUCCUGACAGCCGGCAAGGGACAAGCACUGGACCCUAUGGCAGCUGGCCUAGUGAAGCGGUACAGGGAGGCAGGAGWGGCGCCACCAAAAAUCAUGUAUGUGGACAGAGACUGUUGCAGCCAGCAUGGCCCUUGUCGGGUGAAGGCCAUGUUUGCGGAGUGGGACGGGCUUCAGGUGCGCCUUGACAUCUGGRAUUUCAUGCGCCGGUUUGCUGCAGGUGUCACAACAGAGGCUCAUCCCCUGUAUGGCAUUUUUAUGGCACGUCUGUCCACGUGCAUUUUCGGGUGGGAUCCGGAGGAUGUGGCUGCUCUGCGCCGUGCCAAGGAGGGCGAGCUGGCAGCAGAGGGGAUUGGCCACAUCUCGGAGGAGGCACUGGCCACWCGCAUUACCCGGAGGGAGUUGGCGCUGCACUGCAGGAGGAGGACCAGAGGGGUGGAGGAGACCACCAGACUGAUCGGGUCAUUGAUCAGUCUGMUUGACAGUGCAAGUGGGAAGGACACUCUGGGCGUUCCUCUGCUGGACCACGAACGGAUCCAGCAGAUAUGGCAGGAGCAGCAGAAACACGUGGGCUGUAUCCAGGACCCCGAGGACUUCCCACUGUACARCAAGACAGGCACCCUGAAGAAAGGCGGUGUGGAGCUGCCUUGUUACAGGUGUGCCCGUGACUCUACCUCCCUGGAGUCCUUUCACCUCCACCUAAACAGAUUUAUUCCAGGAACCAGUGCCAGUGACGCGCAUUUCCAGGCGUAUCUUGUUGAAGGGCUGAUGCGCUGGAACGAUGACCGGAUGGAGAAAGCCUUAAAAGGAGCACCUUCCAUCCGCUGUUAUGGCAGUGCUCUGAGUGAGGCAGUGGACCAGCUCAGCCAAAAGUUGCUGGGAAGAGGCUGGGAUGAGCGCUAUCGCACCCCUGGAGCAUACACAGGUGAAUUGCUGGGAAUUGAGUACUUGUACAGCCAGACCGGCAAAACUCUGACUCCAGUGCUCCAGAACCCAGAGGAGGAGGACAGGCUGGUGGAGGAAGUCAAUGAUGAGGAUGCACAUGAUGAGGGGUUUGAAGAACAGGCCAUGGAGGACAUCACAGUUCCUGUGCUGUAUGAGGAUGACCCCUGCCGUGYUCUGGAGACGAGUACUCAGGCCUCUCAACCUCAGGCCCCUGCAUCACCUGUUGACACCAAUAUGUCCGACGAGGCUCAGGGAGAAGUCAUUGGACCGGACAGGAUCGCUGGGUGGGACAAAGUCCAGGAACUGGCUAUUUACCUGGUGGGUCUCCGUGAGGCUUCUUACCUCACUGAGCUGCAGGUGACCCAGGUCAUCCAGCUGUGGACAGCUCUCCCUGAUGGCGACAAGGAGCGGGUCGACUACCAGCCUCGUCAUCAGCCGCAUUUGACAAGUGGCCGCUUUAAGGCUCCUACGCGGUCUGGAGUCACGCCGGGAGUGGAGAGUGUCAAGUGCUGCUUGAUUGGACAUCCUGGGAGACCCGCUCAGUGGCCCAGCACCAGCCGCUUGGUUGAGGCCAUUUGUGUAAGGCUGUGCACUUUGCACAAAACAACCACCAGAAAGGCUGGAGUUUCCACCCCCAGAUGGACAAAAAUUCUCUGCCAUUACCACCACAUCCGGGACUUGGUGCUCAACAGUCCAAGGGUUAUGGCAGAGACAAUGAUCCAGCUCUUUGAGKUAAAUCAGAGGACACUCAUUCAGUGGUUUCAACGGCGGCAGAAAGAACAAGAAAUGAGUGUCCUUUCUCAGGGAAUGGCUCCAAACAACGUAAUUCCUGUCGCGCCUACCCAGCUUCCACCACCUAAGGAGGAACUGGAGCUCCUUCCUCAUACAUCUGGCCCACCACAACAAUUUGCCCUUCUUCUAAAUCUGGGAGGACAGGCUCCUGUUCUGGGGCCAGGCCGACAGCCCGCUGCUGCUGCCACCAGGGAGCACCCCGUCACUCCUGUCCCCACAGGACCAGCCACUGCACAGCCCAUGUCAGCUCAGUUAGGGACUUUCAUCCUAAACCCAGUCACGACUGUGUCACUGGUACUGGCAGCUCCUGGUCCCUCAACCUCCAGUGCAGGCCCAGCUCCGCUUGUUCCUGCUCCUGCUGCUCCUGUGUCCCGGUACACAAAGAGGAACCGGUCCCGGCGGGCUCUUGAGGAGGAGAGUGGAGUCCACAAGCGGAAAUACACGAGAAAAGUCACCUACAACACCUGUAGCCAGUGUGGGCAACCCAAGACACAAGAAUUUGGGCAUAGUCGCCAUGGCAGUGCCACAUACUGUGCACGUGCCUCACCAGGCAAAUCUCUGGAAGAGUGGUUGGCAGAACAGAGAGCAGCAAAAUAA
This is a messenger RNA of Paralichthys olivaceus (Japanese flounder), 2640 nucleotides long. RefSeq lists its product as uncharacterized. Lineage: Eukaryota; Metazoa; Chordata; Actinopteri; Pleuronectiformes; Paralichthyidae. The record is from RefSeq and is a predicted model, not a curated record.